Messenger RNA from Lycium barbarum (goji berry), 366 nucleotides. RefSeq lists its product as uncharacterized. Lineage: Eukaryota; Viridiplantae; Streptophyta; Magnoliopsida; Solanales; Solanaceae. The coding region runs from base 1 to 366 and encodes 121 amino acids. The transcript has a single exon. The record is from RefSeq and is a predicted model, not a curated record.
AUGGUUCAAGCUAGAGAAAAGAGACUGUUGUAUCUGCACGAGUUGGAGGAAUUUCUCUAUCAUGCUUAUAAUAGCGCGAAAAUGUAUAAGGAGCGAACAAUUCAUGACAAGAGCAUCCAACCUCGUGACUUUGAGCCUGGGCAGUUAGUCUUGUUGUAUAACUCUAGGCUGAAGAUUUUCGGAGGGAAGUUGAAAAGCAAGUGGUCUGGUCCGUUUGAAGUUGUUCGGGUCAUUGCAUAUGGGGCGGUUGAGCAAAAACUGCUGAAUGCCGAGCGAACAUUCUUGGUAAAUGGGCAGAGGGUCAAGCACUAUUUUGGGGAGGUCAUCAAUCCAGAGAAGACCUCAAUGGAUCUAAAAAAGGCUUGA